Messenger RNA from Sclerotinia sclerotiorum 1980 UF-70, 741 nucleotides. RefSeq names its product Brn1. The transcript is spliced from 2 exons. The coding region runs from base 1 to 741 and encodes 246 amino acids. The record is from RefSeq and is a predicted model, not a curated record. NCBI's taxonomy places the organism in Eukaryota, Fungi, Ascomycota, Leotiomycetes, Helotiales, Sclerotiniaceae.
AUGCAAUCACUCGCCGGAAAAGUAGCCCUCGUGACAGGUGGAAGCAAAGGGAUUGGUCGAGCAAUCUGUUUUCGCCUUGCAAGCCAAGGAGCAAAAGUAGUCAUAAACUACAGUAACGACUCUUCCGCAGCGAAUAAGGUUGCGUCACUUAUAGGGGAGGAAAACGCUACUGUCAUCAAAGCUGAUGCUGGAAAUGUUGAAGAGAUCUCGAAAUUAGUUGAUACUACAAUUGCAAAAUAUGGAAAGAUUGAUAUCUUAGUCGCAUGCACCGCGACUAUGAAAUUGAAUGAACUGGAUAAUGUCACCGUUACGGAGUUUGACCAGACUUUCAAUUUGAAUGUCAGGGGACCUCUAUUUCUUGCUCAGAAAUCCGUUCCUUAUAUGGCACCCGGCUCUCGUAUUAUUUUAUUUUCCACAACCCAAUGCCACGCUAGUACAGUAACACCAAAUUACCUUACAUACAUCAUGUCAAAAGGCGCCAUUGAGCAAAUGACACGAGGUCUUUCGAAAGAUCUCGCACGAAAAGGUAUUAUGGUCAAUACUGUAGCACCAGGACCAACAUCGACCGAACUUUUCCUCAAUGGGAAGAGCGACCAACUUUUGAAGACGAUUGCGGGCUUUAACCCGCAGAAUAGGAUUGGUCAACCAGAGGAGGUGGCAGAGGUUGUAGCAUUUUUGAGUAGUAGUGCUUGUUCAUGGAUGACGGGUCAGAUACUUAAAGUAAAUGGUGGUAUGGCAUAA